GCGCAUCACGUCACAACGUCCAGUCAAGCAACCGUUUUUGUCGCUUUGCAUCAAUUCUUGGCGGAGGAAAUUAAUAAAGCACCAGAAACUUGCAGUUGACUGCAUCACCAUACUAUUGCAUCACCGUAUUCUUUUGUUGAAUCGAAGACAGGCAAGAUGAUUGUCGAGCGCGAGAUCAAGCUCGUUACAGAGCAACAUAAUAUAGACAAGCCUCCACAGAUGGAAGGAUUCCCUAUGAAGGAGUGGUCAGUAGAGAUCUACCUGCUGGAUCAAAAUGGAAAGAAGGUGCCCGCAAAGUGCUUUACAAAAGCCGUGUACAACCUGCACCCGUCGUUCGCAAACCCCACACAGACCUUUACCGAGCCGCCCUUCCGCUGCUCGAACGAGGGAUGGGGUGAGUUCGAGAUGACGAUCGACCUCUACACAACUGAAAAGGGCGGAAAGCAGACGGUGGUGCAUGAUCUGAAUUUCAUGAAACCGACAUACGACGUCACAAAAACGAUCACCUUCCGUAACCCUUCGCAACAUCUGCAGACGUUGCUGCGCGACUCGGGCCCGUUGCCGACGGACGAGGACCGAAAGGCGCGCAAGGGCGCGGACGGGGGCAAGAAGAAGAAACAGUGGGACCUGGAGAAGCUGGCAAGCGCGCUCACGAAGCUGGGCGAGGAUGAUUUGAUUCAGGUGAUCCAGAUGAUCCACGACCACAGGAACGACGACACCUACGUCCUUAAUAACCCUGAUGCCGGGGAGUUCUCCGUGGACUUGUAUACCAUGCCAGACAACCUAACAAAGAUGUUGUGGGAAUUUAUUUCUACAACGGAUCAAGGACACCGGCUUAAGUAGUAACCCAUGCGGCGUUGAUUUGGCUUCAGGGGAGGCCUAGAUCAUUUAGAGGCAAUAAUGCUUUGCAGUGACAGAUGGGGAUCGCAUCGGAAACGGCGUUCAGGAUUUCUCGUCUGGCCAAAAAAAAGAAAAAAAAAAGACAAAAGCGUCCUAAUAGUUAAAGAGACACUUGAAGCGUGGGUGAUCAGAGGCGACACGGACUGGUGUGUACUGUACGAGGUAGUUGGUUUCACUGAACCCAGCUAUUCGAACCUCUUCUGUCCCCGUGACAGAACUCGGAGUUUAAGGUCAAGGAUUGGGCUCAAUUAGCACUCUGCUGUUUGAUUAUUGGUGGCUUCGUGGCCUUUUUCUUCUGCCGUUUCUAUUUUUGUUCUCUUUUUUUUUUUUUUUUUUGCUUAGCUAGUACUUGCAGUGUUUGACUUGGGCUUGCAGGAUUAGCACAUGACAUGAUCCGCAUUUUGAUCCAGCGCCACACAUUCCCCGGAGUCCCAUGCAAUAUUCCCCAGCUUUGACAAAUGCCAUCUCCAGCACUA
Molecule: messenger RNA, 1376 nt
Organism: Pyricularia oryzae 70-15
Lineage: Eukaryota; Fungi; Ascomycota; Sordariomycetes; Magnaporthales; Pyriculariaceae
Product: transcription initiation factor TFIID subunit 14
Exons: 6
Coding region: 157-843 (228 amino acids)
Biological process (GO): regulation of transcription by RNA polymerase II; chromatin remodeling
Cellular component (GO): Swr1 complex; NuA4 histone acetyltransferase complex
Molecular function (GO): histone binding
Source: RefSeq, a predicted model, not a curated record